Sinocyclocheilus grahami is the source of this 723-nucleotide messenger RNA. Its product is annotated as peroxisomal acyl-coenzyme A oxidase 3-like. The coding region runs from base 71 to 499 and encodes 142 amino acids. Gene Ontology annotation, biological process: lipid homeostasis; fatty acid beta-oxidation using acyl-CoA oxidase. The transcript is spliced from 4 exons. Lineage: Eukaryota; Metazoa; Chordata; Actinopteri; Cypriniformes; Cyprinidae. The record is from RefSeq and is a predicted model, not a curated record. Gene Ontology annotation, molecular function: pristanoyl-CoA oxidase activity; fatty acid binding; FAD binding. Gene Ontology annotation, cellular component: peroxisome.
GCAGCAAUGGCGUCUUAUUCCGUUCCUGGCAGCGGUGUACGCACUGGAGCACUUCACCAGAUCCUUCUGCAUGAACUUUGUGGAAUUUCAAAUUGGACUGUUAAUGAAGGACAAAAGCGACAGACAGGCUGAACUGGGCAGAGAGAUCCAUGCCAUGUCGUGCGCUAGUAAACCUCUGGGGUCAUGGACAGCCCAGCGAGGCAUUCAGGAAUGCCGAGAGGCUUGUGGAGGACAUGGUUACCUCGCCAUGAACCGGCUGGGAGAUCUGCGCGAUGACAACGACCCAAACUGCACAUAUGAGGGUGAUAACAACGUCCUUCUGCAGCAGACCAGCAACUAUCUGCUCAGCUGGCUUCAACACAAACAGCAAGGUAAAGGAAGGAUUGAAUCCCCUCUUGAGACUGUGAACUUUUUAGAGGACAUGAAGAGCAUUCUGCAGAGCAAGUUCACGGUUGGCUCAGUGGAAGAGUGCAUGAACUCAGGCGGUACGCAACAUUAACAUUACAUUCUCCAUAACAGGGACACAUAUAUGCACAUUCUUCACAACUGCACACACCAGCCACAUUACUCAUCUAGCAUUCACUUCACCUCAGUUACCUCUGUUCUCCUGGUGCUCUUCUUUUUCUUCUUUUAGACUCCAGACUCCAUUCAAAUUUUGUUUUGUGGAUAAUUUCAGCCUUGGGGUGAAAUAUUAUAUGAUUUUUAAGUAUGACUGUUGAUUAA